AUGUUCAGAAAAACCGAUCUGUCAAUUUUUCUGAGAGAACGACAUCCACCUAAACUAAGUAUCUCGAAACAGUACGACGAGACGAAGCCUGUUCAGGCUGAAGAAACGUCUGUAAAAUCACGYCUGAGGGAACGAUUUCCAAGACUGUUUGGUAGUAAGAAGAAUAACAAGAUCAUCCCAGUCGUUAAGAUCGACGUAGAGGAGUAUGUACCCACGAGGUUGACGGAUAUCGAUACGACUGUGUUUGCGCAGGAGCUGACUAUGUUAGAGAAAGAGAUGUUUUGUAGUAUAGACCUGAAGGAGAUUAUCAACAGAAYAUGGAAAAAACAACAUCAGCCAUGUUUAUCGCCUAAUGUUACAAGGAUGACAGAUUUCCAUUCUCGACUGGCUGGUAUCAUAGCAACUGAAGUGGUAGAUCAGAAAGAGCCUGUUGCUAGGGCACAAAUCAUCGCUAAAGUCAUUGCGAUUGCYGACUGCUGUGCUAGUCUUUACAACUACCAGGCUGUCAAGACCCUACUUGGUGCUCUUCAAGCUUUUCCUGUUGCUAGGCUACUAAAAACAUGGAGAAAACUACCAAGAAAAAGCAAAAGCCUUCUUCGCAAGCUCAUCGUACUUUCAUCUGAAAGCCUACAUGCCUUGUAUUCACGACACAAGACAGCCUGUGAAAACAGUCCAAACUCACUGCAAUAUAUAGGUGACGUCAUGACUCAAAUAAACUACAUUGAAGACAUCGUUUACUCUGACGUCAAACAAACCAAAUCAACUCACMAUCAAAAACUACAUGAAUUACAAGACUUGCUCUCGAGUUACAAGAACGCUGCUCGCGGCUACUGCUUUGAACGACAUCCUGCGGUCGCUAAAUUUCUUACGAGUUCAGCGUCUGUGAAUUCUGUGAACGAGAAUCUCGAGAUGUCGAAAAAGAAAGAGCCAGACGCGGAAGAAAAAAAACUCUUUUACUAGUUUACUAGAAAUGUUUGUUUCGUGCAG
Actinia tenebrosa (Australian red waratah sea anemone) is the source of this 987-nucleotide messenger RNA. RefSeq names its product ras guanine nucleotide exchange factor Y-like. Lineage: Eukaryota; Metazoa; Cnidaria; Anthozoa; Actiniaria; Actiniidae. Gene Ontology annotation, cellular component: plasma membrane. Gene Ontology annotation, molecular function: guanyl-nucleotide exchange factor activity. Gene Ontology annotation, biological process: Ras protein signal transduction. The record is from RefSeq and is a predicted model, not a curated record.